Molecule: messenger RNA, 579 nt
Organism: Coccidioides immitis RS
Lineage: Eukaryota; Fungi; Ascomycota; Eurotiomycetes; Onygenales; Onygenaceae
Exons: 3
Coding region: 1-579 (192 amino acids)
Source: RefSeq, a predicted model, not a curated record
AUGGCAUCAACGAAGAAGACUUUUACCAGGGAAGACUUCCAACAAGCUCUAACCUACCUAGAUGAAGAAAUUGGAAAGUCAAAGAACUUGCGGAAGGCAGUUCCCAUAAAACUUGUUGCCGUUGGGGGUUUUUGUUGCCCGCUCGAGAAUCUGACCAAAAUCGAGGAUAAACUCGGUCGAGCAAUCAAAAAUGUGGCUGAUAAGAAAGGCUAUGAUGAAGGUUGGGUCAAUGAUAAGGUCCGAUUAUUUGCUGUUGGUGAUUCCGCUCAGCCACUGUUCCGGGAUUCGGUGGCCCAAAAUGUCGUGUUAUGGGAAGGGAAAAAUCUCAUUGUCUACGCAGUCAAGUGGGAAUGGUCACUAGCACGAAAAGUAAAACGCAUUGGCUCUACAAGACGAGAAGCCGAUGUCAGUGAUGCAGUUGCACUGCUGAGAAAGAUUGUGGAAGAGAACGGGAGACCAAUAUCAAGGGAAAGGGCCAAGAGCUGGGACCAGAUUGUUUUCACUCCCAUUGAAGACAGUGCCCUCGACAAAGUUGCUGAAGAGUAUGAAAAGAAAUAUGAAAGCUCUGGCUUUAUGUGA